Messenger RNA from Diachasma alloeum, 1645 nucleotides. RefSeq lists its product as uncharacterized. The record is from RefSeq and is a predicted model, not a curated record. Bases 132 to 806 code for a protein of 224 amino acids. The transcript has 2 exons. Lineage: Eukaryota; Metazoa; Arthropoda; Insecta; Hymenoptera; Braconidae.
UGUACUGCUAUAAGAUAAGGAGUUGGAUCGUUGACCAGUAUCAAAGUUAAAGUACUCGCUGCAAUCUUCAGAACUCGGCACUACCUAUCGUAGCCACUACAAGCCUGAGUGGAAACAUAAAUGGUGGACUGAUGUCGCUGCAGGUGGAGAAUGGCACCCAAGUGCAGGUACCCCGGGCGCUGAUGCAGGCCUUCCUCAAGCAGGAUCCAAACCAGCCAGGCUUGGAGACUGUCCGAUUGCCAACUCCCGGAGCCAGUGACAAUGAGCCAAUCACCUUGCCACUCUAUUGCCGUGAAGUUGAGUCCGAGGUGUGCUUGGUAUGCCGUAGAUGCGGUAGAGCAUAUCCUCAGGAGUCGACGCUCCUGGCGCACCAGAGAUCGUGUUAUCUCGGUAAUCAGCAGCGUCGAGGAGCUCUGAGGCUUGUGCAAGCCCGCUACAGCUGCAAUCUCUGUGAUACUGGUGCAUCAACCAGGACCUACGGGACAAUGAGCGAAUGGCGAAGGCAUUCCGAGACUGUUCAGCAUCGCGCCCGACUCGAGGCCAAUCACCAGAGAACCGGACAAUUCGGCAAUCAGCAGUACGGGAUCAUCAGUGAUGUUGAUGGACAAUCCGGUGAGGAGGCCAAUCCCCUCACCGAUGAAAUGGAGGACGUUGUCAAUCAGAUAACACUGCUUGCUGCAAGGGCUGCAGCUGAGAGUACAACGACAACUGGCCAAUCGCCAGCAAGCCAGGACAACAAUAAUGGACCUGAUGCCAAAAGGCAGAAACUAGUACAGGAGGUUGCUGCACUAGCUGGUGCACGUUAAACAGGGUGCUCACCUUGGGACUAUUUUUCAUUUUUUUAAUUUUGUAUUUAAACAGUUACACACAGACGGAGACUACAUUAUCGACGGGAGAUGAAGACCGAGUAUUACCGAAUGAUCAUUAUAAAUUAUUAUUAUUAUUAUUAUUAUUAUUAUUAUUAUUAUUACUAUUAUUAUUCAUUGAAUUGAUUAUGAAAAAUGAAAAAAUUAAGUGUGCGGGAUAUAAGAGACACGAGUGAUUUCGUAAUGCAGGCUGCCAAAAACGGAAAAUUUUGUAAUAGAAAAAGACAAAAAAAAACAAAACAAAUUGAACGCACUUGUAAUAAUCGGUUCAAUUUAGAGAAAAAAAAGAAUUGGUGAUUGUUCUCCGUUUUGCCUGUUAUUUUUGUAGCCAAGACGCGUCUCGUUGCUCGCGCGCACUCAACGAAGUUCCUCUAAUUAAAAAAAAAAAGAAAAAUUAACGAUAGACCACAGGAUUCACGACGAAUUUAAUGAUAAUUCGAUUUGACUGAUGACGGAUAUUACGGGGGACAUUUUAUAUCCGAUCGAGUCGGAUAUUUAAGAGAAAUAAUAAUAAACCGUAGACGUUAUGGGAUUUUUGGAAUUUAUGAAUUAAUUUCGGAAGAAUUCGUCAAUACGACUGACUUGAAAUGACGUCGUCAAGGUGGUCUGACAAAACGUUCCUAUGUAAAGUAAAAUAAUAAAUGAAGCAAAAAAAACAAAAUGAAAAAAAAAGUUACUAAGAAUUAAUGUCGCGCGUGCGAGGGCGCAAGAAAUCUUUUUAGGUAGUGGAUACUGGCUGGAUAAUCCCGCCAAUAUACUACGAGUACGUACGUAUCACA